AUGACGCAGAGCUCAUCCUGGGGGUGGUCUACUUCCGGUCAGAUAGGCACUUCCAACUACCAACAUGCCAUCUCGAUGCUUCAAGAACCCAUUGAAGACCUGCUGUUCUCGGAGGAGGGUGUUCCUCUUCUGAUUGGAGGCGACUGGAAUGCACGUGUUGGUAUUGUGACUGAGGUAGACGAUGCUACCUUCGAAGGCACCUCUCUGUUUCCUGUUAUGACCACCCUUGAUACAGAGACCAGUGACAGAUGUACCCCGACGCUUAAUCUGAUGUCCUCUCUGGGUAUGACUAUCAUCAAUGGAAGAACUACCAGCGACUAUCCUGCCAAUUUCACAUACUCAAGGCUUGGAGAAUCCAUUAACGACACGAUCUGGUGCUCUGCACAUUCUCUACAAACGCUGCCACCUCCCCCUCCCCCUAAUUUUCCACUCUUCCGUCAAGCACCAAACAGUCUCCAGCAAACGUAUGAUCGGAUAGUCAAAGUCAUCUGGGAGGGUGCCCGCUCGGUUGGACUAGUCAUCUACUCGAGACCCUCCGUACCAUCUUCAACAUCUGGAUCACAAGGCCCCAAGUGCCGUAACCCAUGGUUCGAUGACGAGUGUGUUCCCCUCAAGGCCGAGAUCAAGCGUGCUCUGAAGCAAUGCUUUGUUUCUCGAUUCGAUGAUGCUGACAAAUUAACUCUGAAUACCCUCAAGAAGAAUUUCAAACUGGUCACUGAAAACAAGAAAAAGCUGUACGAGAAGCAGAUCAUUGAUUCCUUCGCCAAUUUAUCCAACCCCAAUGAAUUUUGGGCAGCGGUGAAAAGACUGAAACCGACUUUUGGCCUAAGAGACUGUGGACUUCCUAUUGAAGUGUGGAACUCCUUCUACCGAAACAUCUAUCCUCCUAGGAGCCUAACUUUCGAUCUACCCUCACGUACUGACAUCCAGGAACUGGACCGGGAGAUCUCACUCACCGAGUUGGAAACUGCUAUCAAACACCUCAAAAACGCAAAAGCUCCGGGUUUGGACGGUAUCACCAAUGAAGCCCUCAAGGCACUGACCCCCGAGUGGACAUCAUGCCUCCUCACGCUCUUUAACAACAUCCUCUGCGCAGAAGAAGUCCCACCGAGCUGGGCCGAGGUAGUUCUCUCAAUGAUUUUUAAGAAAGGAGACAAAGAUGACCCUGGGAACUACCGAGGCAUUGCCCUUGUCAACACAACCACCAAGCUUUUUACCGAGAUCCUAAGGAAGAGGCUGGAGAACUGGACUGAAUCAAAUGGACUGCUUCCUGAGUCUUAG
Messenger RNA from Diachasma alloeum, 1281 nucleotides. RefSeq lists its product as uncharacterized. The transcript is spliced from 2 exons. Lineage: Eukaryota; Metazoa; Arthropoda; Insecta; Hymenoptera; Braconidae. Bases 1 to 1281 code for a protein of 426 amino acids. The record is from RefSeq and is a predicted model, not a curated record.